AUCGGAAGAAAGUACCUUGAGAGCUCUAUACGUUCUUCUUCUGCUUCUUUCUGCAACAUAUCCUAAUACGACAAAAACCCCUACAACACAAUUCCAAUAAAUAUCUUUCCUGAAUCUGUAUCUGUUCUGAUUUUUUUUGUGGGAGAGGUCAGUUUUUUUAUGAACUGGAGCUGAAUCGAAUUGAGUCUCUGAGAUUAUUGAUCGUACAUAAUUGUUGUUUAUACGUAUGAGCUGGUUCAUAAAUCUGGGGAUAUCAACGAAUUCAAGUCAUUUUAUAACUUGUCUGUUGAUUUUUGUUCUUCAUUAUUCUCCUCAAUUAUUUGAAAAACCCUUGAAUCCUAGGUUAAAUUAUAGUAAUAUCGUAUCGUUAUCAUCAUCAAAACAAUAUGGAGUCACAGAAUCAGAGUAAUCAUUUAAAAAAAGGUUCUUUCUUUUCACUUGAGAGAAAACAGUUUACUCGUUCCGUCAUUGUCAUAGGUGGUGGUUUUGCCGGUAUUUCAGCUGCUCGCGCUCUUCAUGAUGCCUCCAUUCAGGUUGUCCUGUUGGAAUCGCGGGAUAGGCUUGGUGGCCGUGUCUACACUGACUAUUCAUUUGGUUUUCCUGUUGACAUGGGAGCAUCAUGGUUGCAUGGUGUCUGCAAAGAGAAUCCCUUGGCAAGUUUGAUCUCUAGAAUGGGAUUACCCCUGUACCGAACUAGUGGUGACAAUUCUGUAUUGUAUGAUCAUGACCUAGAAAGCUAUGCUCUCUAUGAUACUGAAGGAAAUCAAGUUCCUCAAGAACUUGUCACUAAAGUCGGGAUAGUUUUCGAGGACAUUUUGAAAGAGUCAGAGAAAGUACGUGAUGAAUUCAGGGAUGAUAUGUCCAUCAUGCAGGCAUUUGCUAUUGUGUUGGAAAGGCGGCCAGACCUAAGGCAAGAAGGGCUCGCUCACAAGGUUCUGCAGUGGUACUUGUGCAGAAUGGAAGGCUGGUUUGCUGCGGAUGCAGACACCAUCUCGCUUAAGUGCUGGGAUCAGGAAGAACUACUUUCUGGUGGUCAUGGGCUUAUGGUUCGGGGUUAUCUCCCAGUUAUCAACACUCUUGCAAAAGGUCUCCACAUCCGCCUAGGGCACAGCGUUACAAAAAUUGUUCGGCGCAAUUAUGGAGUUAAAGUCAUGGUUGAGGAUGGGAAAACAUUUGCAGCAGAUGCGGUUGUAAUUGCUGUUCCGCUUGGUGUUUUGAAAGCUAAGCGUAUAGAGUUUGAGCCUAGGUUACCGGAUUGGAAAGAAGAAGCCAUCGCUGAGCUUGGGGUUGGGACUGAGAACAAGAUAGCUUUGCACUUUGGCAGCGUUUUCUGGCCGAACGUGGAGUUCUUAGGAGUAGUUGCACCGACUUCAUAUGGAUGCAGUUACUUCUUAAAUCUUCAUAAGGCAACAGGCCAUCCUGUUCUUGUUUAUAUGCCUGCUGGAAGGCUGGCCCAUGAUAUUGAUAAGAUGUCUGAUGAGGCUGCUGCUAAUUUUGCAUUUCUCCAACUGAAGAAGAUUCUUCCUGAUGCUUCUGAACCGAUUCAGCAUCUUGUUUCUCACUGGGGGACAGACGUCAAUUCACUUGGAUCCUACAGCUAUGAUACAGUAGGUAAACCCCAUGAUCUGUAUGAACGACUUAGGAUUCCAGUCGACAACAUGUUCUUUGCUGGAGAGGCGACGAGUGCAAGCUAUCCAGGGACUGUGCAUGGGGCAUUCUCAACUGGGCAGAUGGCAGCUGAGGAAUGUAGGAUGCGUGUCCUUGAAAGGUAUGGGGAGUUGGAUAUAUUCAACUCUGUCAUGGCCAAGGAGACGCACGUUCCAAUCCAGAUUUCUCGACUGUAGAGCACUUCAGUCCUUCCUUGGUAAUAUAUGUUAACAUGGUGGGUCAAACCAUAAUAAAACUCAAUUUUAUGAUGUCUGGAAUAUUUUUUAGCAUCAGGUAUGAUGUGUAUAUCCACGAGAACUUUGAGCCUGUAGCAAGAACAUUUUACUUUUUACUUAGCCUAGUGGUAGUUUGGAAAAAAGAACAUUUUACUUUUUACUUAUGAUUAUUGGGGAGGAUUAAAUUCCCCUUUUCAUAGAAUGAAGAUUCUUAUGUCUCUUGCUGAAGCUUUUUUUAUGAAGGAAGAAGGCAGUUAGGGGUACAAAAAACUUCUAGACACCAUCUAGUUUGCUUGUUAUUUAGGCGGAGAGAGGCAUUAUAUAAUUGUAAAACAUUUUUUUUAAUCAUUUGGACAACUUUAUAGAACCUAUGCAUUAUGUUCAA
This is a messenger RNA of Papaver somniferum (opium poppy), 2268 nucleotides long. Its product is annotated as probable polyamine oxidase 2. Bases 387 to 1844 code for a protein of 485 amino acids. NCBI's taxonomy places the organism in Eukaryota, Viridiplantae, Streptophyta, Magnoliopsida, Ranunculales, Papaveraceae. Gene Ontology annotation, biological process: polyamine catabolic process. Gene Ontology annotation, cellular component: peroxisome. The record is from RefSeq and is a predicted model, not a curated record. Gene Ontology annotation, molecular function: polyamine oxidase activity. The transcript has 10 exons.